Messenger RNA from Phanerochaete carnosa HHB-10118-sp, 267 nucleotides. RefSeq lists its product as uncharacterized. The transcript is spliced from 2 exons. Lineage: Eukaryota; Fungi; Basidiomycota; Agaricomycetes; Polyporales; Phanerochaetaceae. The record is from RefSeq and is a predicted model, not a curated record. The coding region runs from base 1 to 267 and encodes 88 amino acids.
AUGUCGGGACAAAACUUGAACCAGGCUCUUACAGUCUACACGCUAUUGAAAGCACCACCUCCAUUCGCACUUGGCGAGUCAAUCUUUAUACAUACCUGUCCCCCAGCCCUUGUCAUCUACAAGUUUAUGAUCACCAUCAAUGACGAGAUCAGCAUCAUCCGGAAGAGGCCUGUCACUGCACGGCCGGUAUCGCAAUUCAGAACAUCAUCGAAUCAGCUGGGCAGCACUGGAGUUGCGCUUCAGGGUCGUUGGAGCGACGAGCCCUGA